Messenger RNA from Alosa sapidissima (American shad), 842 nucleotides. RefSeq names its product ensconsin-like. The record is from RefSeq and is a predicted model, not a curated record. The transcript has 4 exons. NCBI's taxonomy places the organism in Eukaryota, Metazoa, Chordata, Actinopteri, Clupeiformes, Clupeidae. Bases 1 to 798 code for a protein of 265 amino acids.
AUGGCGGCUGAUAUCGGGAGUAAUUUGCUGGAAGCGGUGGUGGAGCAGGACCUUACAGGUCCAUUCAGAUAUUUGAGAGUCCGUUGUCGAUAUAUUUUGUUCUUACGGACGGACGAGGACACCAGGGCCCUCAUACUAUGGCGUGCUGCCAAUGUGUCCCUGUUUACAGGAAGAAGAAACGCAGCCAUCAAUGGAUACGAAAACUUCAUAUCUGAGAAAAGGCUGGGAGGGAAGGUGACCCCAGCCUUCUGCAAAAAAAAGUGGGAGAACUUAAAACAAAAGUUCAAGGAUCUGAAGUGCCCCAAAACUGGAGUCAGCACAGAGGGGGGUGAGGCCACUGCCGCUUCUUGGAAGUGGUACACAUUGAUGGAUGAGGCAAUUGGGGGCAGGCCAUCAGUGACACCGCCUGUCCUCAUUGCCUCAUCCACCCGGGAUGUGGCAGUGGCUUCACCCCCCUCUGUGGUGACCCCUGAGCAGGCCAGUACCUCCAUGGCAUCCACCCCAAAGAGGCGGAGGGUGGAUGUCAUGGAGAUUUUUGCAGACAUGGAGAGGAAGGAGGAGCAGUUGGAGGCGGUGCUGCUAGACAUGCAGCGAGAGGAAAAGGAGAGAGAGGAGGCCAGGCUCAGAGAGGCCAGGGAGGCUGCAGAAAGGGAGGAGAAGAGGAUGCAGCUGAUGAUGGAGAGGGAGGACAGGCUCAUCAGAGAGAUGAGAGAGAGUGGGGAGAGGAGGGAUAGGGAGGCGGCUGCCAGGGAGGAACGCUUCCUGGCAGUCCUAGAGAGGCUAGCCAACCGACUGUGACUAGUUGUAAUUAAAUAAAUAAAUAAAUGGUAUAAUUAGGAAAA